ACCCCCCCCAAUCUCGCAGCCCCAUAGCCCCAACCCAAUAGACCCAACCACCCCUUUCGUUCUACACAGGCCGUGUGACCCACCACAGUUAGCUAACACAGUCGUCCACUUCAGCAACAGACGACAGGCAUCGUACAAGUAGACGACGAAUACGGCUACAAACGCCUUAGCGCGAACGGGACGAUUCCCGCUACACGAGUCAGUGAUGGCGCCAGACCACCCACCGCCAUCCCCACUAGGCGCGACUCACUUGACCUCUCUCUCGUCUGAACGUCAAAGAUAGUCUAUUCUCUAGUGGUAGCUGGCGGGUCGAUUGGUUGCGUACCACUCGAACAAUCCCACGCGGAAAUCCGAUUCUUAUCUUGUCUCGCCUGCGACGCCCGGCUCGAAAUUGAAUCGCUACCUACUCGACUAUCCACGGCGUUCCUCCUCGAUAGCAUCCAGCCCGGUAGCACCUAGCAGGCUAGCAGCAGUCUCUAUAACCCCGACAUCAUGAGCUCGUAGAACUACGAGAGAUAUCAAUCGUAAUCAACACGGAUUUGGCUUUUGCACGGCCACCCGUCUCCAGCUCGAGACCCAUCUGCUCUUACCGCGCUCGCUUGCUAGUAAUAGCUACGGAUCGGACGACCGGCGUCGAAUCCACUAUUGGACGGGCCGCGUCGUCCAAUAGAUCGGACGACACGGUCGCGAAUAGAGCGCUAGUAGAAUUAGUGCUAGUACUAAUCCGCGAAUCGAGCGACGGCGAUUCCCGGCUGACGUCCACUCGAGCCGCAGCGACUCGGAUUCCCAACUGCCUCAGAGUAAGAGCGGCCAGCAUGGCUUCCCGGGAGCGCGGCAUUCCCGCGGCACGACGCGGCGUCGUCCCUCGGUGGGCGAUCGAGCUGUUUGCGGUGCUGCUCGUGUGCGCGGCGAUUACUGGAAGCGCGCAGGCCUUCUCACAAAGCUCCAGGGACUUCGAGCGCUACGCCAUGCGCUCAUCCCAGAUAGGACGUACCAGCGCCGCCGCCAGCCCAAGAGUGAAGUGGCGUCGCCUGCAGGUCUUCCAGUGCCCCAACAACCAGACCGUCUGCGGAUCACUGUGCGUGGACCAGGCGACGGACAUCAACAACUGCGGGGCGUGCGGCAGCUUCUGCGACGUGUCGCUAGCUUGCUGCGGCGGCAGCUGCGCGAAUCUCGACUCCAGCAACGACCACUGCGGCGCAUGCGGGGCGCGCUGCCCUGGCCAAUGCACCCUCGGCAUCUGCAACUACGGCGCUGCUGCUGGCGGCGGUGGUGGCGGUGGUGCCCGUUAGCCAGCCUUCCUGCUUCGGAGCCGCCUCAAAAGUAGUGUGCUCUCAGCAUCUGCAACUGCGGCGCUGCUGCUGCUGCUGGCGGUGGUGGCGGCGGAGCUAGCGGCAGUGGCGGUGGGGGGCGUUAGCUGACUUCAGUACCGUUGGGGCGCACUGCCCCGGCCAGUGCACCCUCGGAGUCUGCGAGUACGGCGGUGCUGCUGGCGGUGGUAGGGUUCUCUUUAUGGUGGCUCACUUGAAGGAAGACGUCCUUCCUUGGGCAGGGUGCCCUUUUGUAUCUGCGACUAUGGGGCUGCAACCAACGGUACUGCUGGCGGUGGCGGUUAAAGGAAUAGAAGGUCCUGUGUGAUGUCAACGGCGCAAGGAUGCCCCGGUCAGUGCUCCUUUGGCAUCUCUAACUACGGCGCUGCUGCUGUGGCAGCAGCUGUGCUUCUUUAUUGAUACACUGCUUUCAAGGAAACGGUCGGUUGCGGGUGAGGAACGACGCGUUCCUGCCUUUCAUUCCCCACUCUGCUUGGCAGAGUUCAAAAUAAACGUAUCAGGGGGGC
Messenger RNA from Closterium sp. NIES-67, 1837 nucleotides. NCBI's taxonomy places the organism in Eukaryota, Viridiplantae, Streptophyta, Zygnematophyceae, Desmidiales, Closteriaceae. The record is from the annotation of a GenBank genome assembly.